Messenger RNA from Dendrobium catenatum, 687 nucleotides. RefSeq names its product peptide methionine sulfoxide reductase. Gene Ontology annotation, molecular function: peptide-methionine (S)-S-oxide reductase activity. Gene Ontology annotation, cellular component: cytoplasm. The coding region runs from base 1 to 687 and encodes 228 amino acids. Gene Ontology annotation, biological process: cellular response to oxidative stress. The record is from RefSeq and is a predicted model, not a curated record. The transcript is spliced from 5 exons. NCBI's taxonomy places the organism in Eukaryota, Viridiplantae, Streptophyta, Magnoliopsida, Asparagales, Orchidaceae.
AUGUACAGAUUGCUCUCUCAAUCCAAAGCUCAGCACAUCCAUGGCGAUAAUGAUAGAAACCAUUCUUCUUCUUCUUAUCUCCCGCAGGCAGUAUUUUUAAAAGAAGCCAUAUUUGCUGCAGGUAGUUUCUGGGAGCUGGAAGCCGCUAUUUGCCGCGCUGACAGCGGUGCGGUGAGAACCGCGGUUGGCUACUUUGGAGGAACGAUAGCUAAGCCAAUUUAUAACCAGGUAUUGGAAGGGAAGACGGGGCAUACAGAGGCUGUGAAGAGAUUUGGAGCGAGCACACACCAUCGAUCAGCUAUAUUUUAUGCAACAGAAGAGGAGAAGAAGCAGGCGCAGGAGUCUAAGGUUGAGCAGCAGAUGAAGCUGAACAGGAGAAUUGUGACCAAAAUUACUCCUGCAAGUACAUCAACUUUCUACUUAGCAGAAAGCCAAAAUCAAAAGUAUUAUUUGCAGGAGAGCCAGCUUCGCUUAUGUGAAUGCCUCAGCCUCCGUAGUGCACAGCACUUUGCUGAUUCUUACCUUGCCUUGAAGUUAAAUGGAAUUGUAAGCAUGGAGAAGAAGAAAGCAGAAGAGAAGCUAUCAAGUUUUCUUUCGACAUAUAAGGUUCCUGAUCAAGCAAAGCUUGUUUUAGCAGAAAUUCUGUGUGAUUUGCAGCUUUCUAAUGCUUUGGAACAGUGGAUUUGA